This is a messenger RNA of Trichomonas vaginalis G3, 1959 nucleotides long. RefSeq names its product long chain fatty acid--CoA ligase family. NCBI's taxonomy places the organism in Eukaryota, Parabasalia, Trichomonadida, Trichomonadidae. Gene Ontology annotation, molecular function: long-chain fatty acid-CoA ligase activity. Gene Ontology annotation, cellular component: endoplasmic reticulum; membrane. The coding region runs from base 1 to 1959 and encodes 652 amino acids. The transcript has a single exon. The record is from RefSeq and is a predicted model, not a curated record.
AUGGGCGCUUAUCCUUCUACUGAUCCGCAUACAUAUUGUGUUCCAACAGAUGAAAAAACAGACGAAAACUGUGGCCCCGUGUAUAUUAAUUACAACAGAAUCCUUCAAGUUGGUGGAGCAUAUAUUGCUACAUUCAGAAGCCAACCAGAUGUUCUGACAACACCACAAUUACUUAAAGGAUCAAGUAUCAAAUACAAUGAUCAUGAUUGCUUUGGCGAAAGAGAACUUUUAGCUGACGGAAAAUACGGAAAAUAUAAAUGGAUUAGUUAUAAAGAAUUUUAUGAAAGAGUAAAGCAGUUUGCUGCAGGAUUACAACAAAUAGGAGUAGGAUAUGGUGAUUCAGUUGGUAUUUACUCCCAUAACUGCUUAUAUUGGCAAAUUGGUCAAUACGCAGCUCAUUUGCUCGGAGCUGUUUGUGUUCCAGUGUAUGAUUCGUUGGGAGCAGGUGCAGCAUCAUAUAUCGUGAAUCAUGCUGAAUGCAAAGUAGUUAUUGCUCAUACAACAAAACUCGAAUCAGCUCUUCACAUUUUAGAAGAACCAAACACACCAUUGAAGAAUAUUAUAGUCAUUGGUAAUGAAGUACCAGCUGAACAUUCAAAUAUUUACACAUGUGACCAAAUAUUGGAAAAUGGUAAAAAAGUAACAGAUUUCAAGCCAUAUCCAGUUGUUCCAACCGAUGUUGCCAUCAUUAUGUAUACAUCUGGCUCAACGGGUACUCCUAAGGGCUGUGUUUUGACACAUCGAAAUAUUAUUGCAGGAGGAACAGGUCUUGCUGAUUCAAAUGUCUCUAUUACUAAAUCAGAUACAUACAUUUCAUUCCUUCCUCUCGCCCACAUCUACGAACUCGCUUCACAGACUUGUUUCCUUGCACAAGGCGUCAGAAUUGGUUUCUACACAGGAAACAUAAGGAACAUCAUGGACGAUCUUCAAGCACUUAGACCAACAAUGAUGCUCGUAGUUCCUCGCGUCUUUAAUAAGAUUGCUGAAACAAUGAACCAAAAAAUUAACAAAUUACCAACACCAAUGAGACUUCUCAUUCGUGGAGCACUAAAACUUAAGGAAGAUGCUCUUUUCAAUGACAAACCAACGUCAUUAUUGAUAGAUAACUUCAUUUUCUCGAAAUUCCGUGAAGCUCUUGGCGGAAAGAUCAGACUUAUUGUAUCUGGAGGAGCCCCAAUUUUACCAGAGGUCUACAACUUCCUUCGUGCUGCAAUUACUCCAAAUAUCAUCCAAGGAUACGGACUUACAGAGAUUUCUGCUGCUGGCUGCAUCCAACAGAUCAAUUCAAAGAAUCCAAUGACUGUUGGUGCCUGCGCAAUCUCAACAGAUAUGAAAUUGAGGAAAGUUGAAGGAAUGGAUUACGAUCCACACGCAAAGAAUCCAUCAGGAGAAAUUCUCUUUCGUGGUCCAUCAAUUUUCAUCAGAUAUCAUAAGGAUGAAGCCUUAACAAAAGAAUCAUUACAAGAUGGAUGGUUCGCAACAGGAGAUAUUGGAAUAAUAACAAGUGAUGGAACAGUACAAAUCAUUGAUAGAGUCAAACAAUUAGUUAAACUCUCUCAAGGAGAAUAUAUUUCUUUGACAUCUUUAACUGAUACAUAUUCCAAUACAAAAGGUGUAUCAGGAAUCUACAUAUAUGCUGAUGGCCACCACAACCAUCCAAUUGCUGUUAUUGUUCCAACAGAAAACCAAAUUAAGGCUUGGAAGGAAGCAGGUAUAGAUAAUUUCAAGGAAUCAAAGAUCGCAAAUGAUGAAAUGCUCAAGAACCUUGACGAACUUGCUAAGGAACGCAAUCUCAGAGGAUUUGAGAAAUUACCAGCAAUUAUCCUUGAUGAUGUCGAGUUUACAAUAGAAAAUGGCCUCCUCACUCCUUCUCAGAAGCCACAGCUCUCAAAACUUAAGUCUAAAUAUGAAGCAAGACUUGUCGAAUUGUACGACCAACAUCCUGAGCUUAGAGGCUAA